Messenger RNA from Drosophila eugracilis, 662 nucleotides. Its product is annotated as TP53-regulated inhibitor of apoptosis 1-like. Bases 116 to 379 code for a protein of 87 amino acids. The transcript is spliced from 2 exons. The record is from RefSeq and is a predicted model, not a curated record. NCBI's taxonomy places the organism in Eukaryota, Metazoa, Arthropoda, Insecta, Diptera, Drosophilidae.
CAUCUCUGAAACCUUUUUCUCAGUAAUACCGUUCCACAGACCUUUGUCACAUUUUUUCGGAUCUCUUAUUUAACAAAUUAUAAAUUGAAAUAAAACAGUCAAACUUAACAUACAAAUGAGCAGCGUUGGCGAGGAUUGCAACGAGCUGAAACAGCAAUACGACGCCUGUUUCAACAGCUGGUUUUCGGAGCGGUUCCUAAAAGGUCAAACGGAUGACUCAGCGUGCACGCCGAUUUUCCGGGUUUAUCAGGAGUGCGUUAAGCGCGCUAUUAAGGAAAAGAAGAUCGACUUGCGAGAGAUAGACCCGAUCUACGAAACUGAUUCCGACGAUAACAUUAAUAGUUCAGGUGGAAAGCAGCAGCAUAAGGACAAAAGUUGACCAAAAAAUAAGCUUCGCAAAAAACAAAGUAGCCAGCUCAAGGAGUAUUGCAUCUAUAAGGAGUAUUGCACCGUACCCCAAUCCUCGCCAGCAUGCUUUAUUAUAAAACCCUGCCAAACCGUAAUCCUAUUAAGGUCGUAGCACUCUUAUUGUUAUUUGAAUGAAACUUGGGAAACUUAUUAUUUAAUUACGAAACAGCCUAAUUAUUUUAGUUAAAUAAAUUAGGUGUUUUUAAAGUAUGUGCAAGAUUCAAAUUUCGAUUAAAAGUUUCAUGUCAACGAAA